UGAAUUUCUCAGGCGCGGUCAAGGCUAAAUUAAAGAAAAAGGGCAGGGCACAGCCUUGUUGGAGAGAUCAGAUCGCACCUAUCUUUUGCCUUUUAGGCAAUCCUUUUUUAAGACAUUGUUCAGGAGGGUUACGCGUUUUUUCCUGUGACACUCCACCCUGUCAGGAAGAAGCACCUCUCUCGUUAAGAAUUUCGCAUUUGGUGUGUGCACCACUUUGCAUUGAGCGGGGAAGUGGAGAAAGGACUUUGCUCAGCCCGCUGCAGGGGCUCCGGUGUAGCCCACCAACAGCUUGGAAGACAAAAUGACCACCGAGCAAGGAGCUACACGGACCCUGAAGGUGUCUCUGGAGUCUGUGCUGAAACAGAGAAUGAAAGCGGAGGAGCCCAAUCCGGCCGAAAUGGAGGAAGAAGCUGGAAGAGGCCGAACUUCCAUCCAGGCGGUGAGCACGAAGGGAUUCUGGGAAAGAAAAGGCUCUGGCCACCUGAAAUGGAAGCCGCUGAGGGGGCUGCCGCAGCCGUGGGAAGCCCAGCUGCAGGAUUUCCUGAAAUCGAUGGAGUCUUCCCACUCGCAAGGGAGGGACCCGCAUCAAAGCACCUUGGCAUUAAGGGACGGGGCCCCUUCUGAGGGCUCGGUGGACCCCCGGCCACACCUGAGGAGGGCAAAACAGAUGCAGCUCCCCACAAGCUCUGGCAAGGAACCUCAAGAGCUGGAGGACGGCCAGCUGGGCAAGGACACCGGGGCCUGUGGGAAGGUGAAGGAGGAGAUCCUGGAAGAGGAAGGCGUCAGCCUCGACCUCCAACGCCAGCGCUUCAGGCAGUUCGGCUUUCGGGAGGCUGAGGGGCCCCGGCAGGUCUGUAACCGUCUCCGGGAGCUUUGUCACCAGUGGCUGAAACCGGAGAGGCACAGCAAGGAGCAGAUGCUGGAGCUGGUGAUCCUGGAGCAGUUCCUGGCUGUCCUGCCCCCGGAGAUGCAGAGCUGGGUCAAGGACUGCUGUCCAGAGACCUGUGCCCAAGUGGUAGACCUGGCCGAGGGUUUCCUGCUGAGCCAGGGAGAGGGCAAGAAACACACAGGAAAGGAGUCACUUUCCAAGGUGGGGCAGGCCCCACCGGAAGCCUUGCGAAGCUCUCUCUUCAGCGAGAUCAAACAAGAGGCCAACAAAGAUGCCACCUCACUGGUCCAAUCCGCAGUUGCCUUCUGCUCUGUCUUCAGCCGGCCUUCCUUUAUACCAAAAGAAAAUUUCCGAAGUCCACAGCGCUGUAAUAUUGUUCAUGUCUUGAGAGAGCCCAUCGGCAGGAGAAAACGCAGCCGGGCCAGCCCGAGGAUCCAGAACUGUUUGCAGCGUUGCCCAAAGAGGCCGACAGGAAUGCUGCCUGUCGUCGUGGCCGAGUGGAAGCGUCUGAGAGCCUUCGUGGAAAGAAUCCAGAAGUACAAGGGGGGAAAUUCAUUAAUUCUCAGGGUGGAUAUGAAGAUCUGGAGGACAACGGAGCACAGCAGCCAGUGAUCCUCAAGGCUGGAAGGGAAAAUGUAGGACUUCCACUGGGGGAAGUUCUCAGACUGAGAUCUGAUCUCAUUGUGCAUGAAAGAU
Molecule: messenger RNA, 1585 nt
Organism: Varanus komodoensis (Komodo dragon)
Lineage: Eukaryota; Metazoa; Chordata; Lepidosauria; Squamata; Varanidae
Product: zinc finger protein 18-like
Exons: 5
Coding region: 302-1501 (399 amino acids)
Source: RefSeq, a predicted model, not a curated record